Messenger RNA from Histoplasma capsulatum G186AR, 621 nucleotides. RefSeq names its product CHD5 domain-containing protein. The coding region runs from base 1 to 621 and encodes 206 amino acids. Gene Ontology annotation, cellular component: GET complex. NCBI's taxonomy places the organism in Eukaryota, Fungi, Ascomycota, Eurotiomycetes, Onygenales, Ajellomycetaceae. The record is from RefSeq and is a predicted model, not a curated record. The transcript is spliced from 3 exons. Gene Ontology annotation, biological process: tail-anchored membrane protein insertion into ER membrane.
AUGCCCUCACUACUCAUCACCGUCCUGUUCCUUAACGUCAUCAUAUAUGUGGUUAAUACGGUUGGCGCCGCUACAGUAGAUGGUUUGCUAUGGCUUCUCUACAUUCAGCUACCCACAGGGACGUCGCAGAUCGCUCGAGAACAACGCCAUAUGAAACGAGAAGUUGUGCAACUCAAACACGAAAUGAGCUCGACCAGCUCCCAGGAUGAGUUUGCAAAAUGGGCCAAGUUGAGACGGCGACAUGAUAAGGCGUUGGAGGCAUAUGAGGCUAAGAACAAUGAACUCACCCAAUCCAAAUCGACUUUCGACAUGACUAUCAAAAUCGCUCGCUGGGCAGCCACCUCUGGGCUAAUGCUCUUCUUGCAAUUCUGGUACUCCAAGACGCCUAUUUUUACAUUACCUCCUGGUUGGAUUCCAUGGCAGGUGCAGUGGGUGUUGUCCUUUCCCCGUGCGCCGAUGGGUACCGUGAGCAUACAGAUAUGGGGCGGAGCGUGCGCCACCGUUGUUGCGUUGGUUGGUGAUGCGAUGAAAGCUAGCCUGGCAUAUGUUUCGAAGCCAAAAAUUGACCGGAUAAAACUUGGAGCUACUAUGGAGGGGAAGGAAGGGAAGAAACGCCAAUAA